Molecule: messenger RNA, 1026 nt
Organism: Aspergillus melleus
Lineage: Eukaryota; Fungi; Ascomycota; Eurotiomycetes; Eurotiales; Aspergillaceae
Product: NmrA/HSCARG family protein
Exons: 4
Coding region: 1-1026 (341 amino acids)
Source: RefSeq, a predicted model, not a curated record
AUGACUUUUGAGAAAACGAUAACUGUAUAUGGGGCGACAGGAUCACAGGGCGGACCGGUUGUCCGGUCUUUGCUGAAGAAUCGUGCCUUCAAGGUCCGAGCCAUCACACGAAACCCCGAGUCGCCAGCGGCUCAAGACCUUCGUGCACUCGGCGCUGAGAUCGUCCAAGGCGACGGAUGGAAGAAAGAGCAGAUGGUGGCCGCAUUUUUGGGGUCAUGGGGGGCUUUUGUUAACACGAACUCGGACGACCCGUGCUUGGCCGGUGAUGGCUCUCCCACCGAGUUUGACUUGGGAAAGACAAUCAUCGAUGGCAUCAUUGAGACUGGCACCGUCAAGCACUUGGUCUACUCGUCGUUUGUGGAUACUUCGGCUCUGACCAAGGGCCAGGUAACUGUCAGACCAGCGGAAAUGAAAGCCAAAAUCCAACGAUAUGCGGAGGAAUCCGGAUAUUUUGAGUCAGUCUGUCCUUUGUAUCAGGGAUGGUAUAUGGACAUCUUCAGUCGUCGAGAUUACGCUCAAGCCCUGGGAGGAUUCCCAUUCUUCCAGGACGACGAAGGGUUUCGCACUCUUCGCUCGGCGAAAUGGGGUUCUGACGCUGACAUGCCUGUUCCAUGGAUUUCCUUGGAGGAUGAUUACGGUGAUAUCGUGCAUGGUAUCUUUCUGGAGCCGGAGAAUUGGAACGGUCAGGUCGUUCCGACAGUGAGUGACAUUAGCACAUAUCCCGGGGUGACCGAAACUUUUGCAGCAGUCACGGGCCAGAGGGCCAGGUAUGUGCAUGCCAACGACUGGAAAGCCCUCUUCGGCGAUACGCGACAGGGCGAAGAGAAUCGCAGCAUCUUUGAGUUCGGGCGUUUCACAAACGGCAAGUAUUUUGGGAACCACCCAAUUUCUACGGACAAAUCAGCAUAUCUCAAGGCAAGGGCAGUGGAGGCUCAAGGGAGAGAUCCCAGAAAGGAGAAAUUGAUAACACUGAGCCAGUGGUUUGCGAAGAAUCAUUCCUCGGAGAUUCGUGGACGUGAGGCAUGA